Molecule: messenger RNA, 1648 nt
Organism: Salmo salar (Atlantic salmon)
Lineage: Eukaryota; Metazoa; Chordata; Actinopteri; Salmoniformes; Salmonidae
Product: transaldolase
Biological process (GO): pentose-phosphate shunt; carbohydrate metabolic process; pentose-phosphate shunt, non-oxidative branch
Cellular component (GO): intracellular anatomical structure; cytoplasm
Molecular function (GO): transaldolase activity
Source: RefSeq, a predicted model, not a curated record
GUAGCAAGACGAGGUGUGAGAGCAAGUAUCGUUCUCCAUUGGACGAGAGCAACUUGUUGCUUCAAACCGAUUUCAAACAGCCAACGUGCGCGCCCCUGUCUCUCCAGCUUCCGAGCGCCGCCGUCCACACCGCGCUUUCGUCGAUCCAAAAUUCCGUCUGUCUCACGUGCUUUGUGAAUAUAAAAGCUCUCUUGUUUCCCUUCAUCAUGUGUAGUGUGUCACCAGACAAACGGCGAAAGAUGGAGUCGGCGUUGGAACAGCUGAAGAAACACACCGUGGUCGUGGCGGACACCGGAGACUUCAACGCCAUUGAAGAGUACAAGCCCCAGGAUGCCACCACCAACCCCUCCCUCAUCCUGGCUGCUGCCAAGAUGGCCGCCUACCAGCAUCUGGUCGACCAGGCCAUCAAAUAUGGCAUCGCCAAGGGCGGACCUGAGGAGGAGCAGGUCACCAACACCAUGGACAAGCUGUUUGUGAGCUUCGGCCUGGAGAUCCUGAAGAAGAUCCCAGGCAGGGUCUCCACGGAGGUAGACGCCAGGCUUUCGUACGAUAAGGAUGAGAUGGUGGCGCGGGCCCUGCGGAUCAUUGCCUUGUACGAAGAGGCUGGUAUCAAGAAGGACCGUGUUCUCAUCAAGCUCUCCUCAACAUGGGAAGGCAUCCAGGCUGGCAGGGAACUGGAGGAGAAGCACGGGGUCCACUGCAACAUGACCCUGCUGUUCUCCUUCGCCCAGGCAGUGGCCUGCGCCGAGGCCAAAGUCACCCUCAUCUCACCCUUUGUGGGCCGCAUCAUGGACUGGUACAAGGAGAACACUGCCCAGAAGAGCUACGAGGCCCAUGAGGACCCAGGUGUGAUCAGUGUGACCAAGAUUUACAACCACUACAAGAAGUAUGACUACACCACGGUGGUGAUGGGAGCUUCCUUCAGGAACACUGGGGAGGUCAAGGCCCUGGCCGGCUGUGACCUGCUUACCAUUUCCCCCAGUUUACUGGGAGAGCUGAGCAAAGACCACAGCACCGUCACGCCAAUGCUCACGGUUCAGAAAGCCAAGGCCUGUGAUUUGGAGAAGGUUCACCUGGAUGAGAAGGAAUUCCGCUGGCAACACAACGAGGACCGCAUGGCCGUGGAGAAGCUCUCUGACGGCAUCCGCAAGUUUGCCGCCGACGCCAUCAAGCUGGAGACCAUGAUCAAGGAGAAGAUGCUGAAUGUGAAGAACGGCCAGUAAAGAGGGACCAGAUGUUCAACCCUCCCCGCAGGAAACGAUGACAGUUGUGCAACAACCACCACUGGGGGCCCAAGGGACCAACUCUCCCGCCUCCCCUGACCCCAAAGAGGGACCCCCCCCCCUCAACACGAACGCCUCGCCACUAUAGCCCUGGAUUUACUGUAUUUCUGUCUUGACUCAAUGAAGAGUGGUUUCAAUUGUAAAUCCAGCACUGAUGCAAUGCUAUUUUUGUUACUUGCCGCACUAGAUUUGGUCAGGGGAACGAACACACAACGGUCAGGCUCAGUACAGGUUUUUUUUUUUUACUCAUCAGCCCUUUAGUGAUCUAGAAAAACAACUUCAAACUAACAAUUCUGAACAUUCCUCAGGAAAUCAUGAAAAUAAUGAUUUAACAGUUUCACCAAUUAAACUCUUUCCUCAGUGAA